ACUUCGGUUUUUACUUCAGUGCGCCCGAAUCAACUCUUCUGUGUUGGAGCCACAGACGUCGCUCCGUUAGAGAGCACCGAGAUCGCGAAUUCGCGCCCUAAACGAUUCGUAAACACCCUUUAUCAUCGCGAAGCGAUUAGUUUUCUGGAUUUUCGCUAAUAUCGAAAAUUUUUGUGGAAGUUUUUUAUCGAAUUAGUUUUCGGGGUGACAAUAACAUCAGCGAGAUGCUGUGAGACAUUUUCUGAAGUUUUGUCGCAACAUAGAAUUUUGUGUAUCUGUGUUUUCUGAACGUUGGUGGAUUAAUUCAUUGGAUUUUUGUUUUUGUGGAUAACUUACGUUUAUACUUUGUGAGACCUACAUUGAAUUGUGAUACUUGAGUUUUUUGUUUGGAUGAGGAUCAAAGUUGAGUGAUGUUGUGGUGCUGAAGACCAUUUUUGGGAUUUAUUUUUAUUUUGGAUUAUAUCAACAUGGAUUUUUUGUUCUAUUCAGUUUCCCUGGUACUCCUCCUCAUCAUCACAAACACCACAGCCCAGCAGCAAUACUUCCGGGUGCAACCUCGAAAUGUCAAAGUUCAGGAAGGUGGUGAGGUCAUGAUGGAAUGCGAGGUUGCCAACCUUGCUGGUCAGGUUCAGUGGACUAAGGACGGCUUCGCCUUAGGUUUCUCCAAUGUGAUUCCAGGAUUCCCUAGGUAUUCGGUAAUUGGUGACAGGAGACACGGUGUGUACAACCUGCGGGUUAGUAAUGCAUCCUUAGAGGACGACGCAGAGUACCAAUGCCAGGUGGGACCGGCCAGGAUGCACAAAGCUAUCAGGGCCAACGCCAGGCUCAGCGUCAUAUCCCCUCCGUCCUCUGUGGAGAUCCUGGAUCACCAGGUGGAUACGAAGAUCGAGAUAAAGGAGAACGAGGAAUUCCAUCUCGAGUGCAGGGUGAAGAACGCCAAGCCUGCAGCAAAGAUUGUCUGGUACAGGGGGAAUGUCGAACUCAAUAUACCUAAUCGUGAAGACAACACCAUCGAGAUACCAUCUAUAUCUGGUGGUAGGAAGAUAAGUAGAUUCGAUACACAUUCCAGGAUUUCUCUGAAGCCGACAGCUGAAGAUGAUUACGCAGAAUAUACCUGUGAAGCUAGACAUGAAGCACUCUCACCUGAUACUUCUAUGAGAGCGUCUGUUCAAUUGAGUGUUCUAUACCCUCCAGGAAUGCCGUACAUCGAAGGAUACACCGAAGGAGAGACGAUACGUCGAGGUCAGUCGGUAGAGCUGGUGUGCCGCAGCAGGGGUGGCAACCCUCCAGCACAGCUGAUUUGGUACAAAAACGGGGAGCAGAUCAGGAUGGCGUACCGGACGGCAGGACGGGUAUCUGAGAACGUUUACGCCUUCACAGCCGAGGCGAGCGACAACAAGGCGAAAUACAAGUGCGAGGCGAACAACAUCAUGUCCAAGACGCCGCUGAAGGUGCACGUUGAGAUGUCUGUCUUAUUUUCGCCAUCCCAUGUGACAAUAUCAGGACCAACUGAGGCAAGAGUUGGCGACCCUGUACCUCUAACUUGCACCACAGCAAACUCCAACCCACCAGCAGAAAUCAAGUGGAUGGUGGCUGGUAGGCAAGUCAGGAAUGCCACCUCUAGAACGCUUAUAUCCCCAGAAGGAGGAUGGGUGACAACGUCAAACAUCACAGCUGUUGUGGAGCCCAAUAGAAGGAGUCUUGUUGUGAUAUGUCAUGGAUUGAACAUGCAGUUGACUGAGAAUGUGGUUUCCACCCAUACAAUCAAUGUUCUUUAUCCACCAAGUCCUCCGUUUAUCCAUGGAUAUAAAGAAGGUUCAAUCAUAGCUGCUGGUACAGUGCAGAAAAUAUCUUGUACUUCUUCUGGUGGUAACCCUUUAGCGACCCUGACAUGGUAUAAGAAUGACAAAAAGAUCAAUUCGGUCACCAAAACAACAGACAAAUCAGUAACAGCAGAGAUAACAAUUUUAACCAAUGUGACUGACAAUGAUGCCAGAUACAGAUGUGAAGCUGCGAACUCCGCAACAGAAAUACCUCUUUUCGAAACCAUCACAAUGAAAGUGUAUUUUCCUCCAGAGACAGUUCGAAUACGUCAGGAUCCCCUGGAGUUGAAACCUAACACUCAGGCAACUCUGAUUUGCGAUUCUAGCUCUAGCAACCCUCCAGCUAAGUUGUCUUGGUGGAGAGAAGGUAUACCCGUACAAGGAGUGUUCAACACCAGUAAACCUGGUCUUCAUGGUGGAACCGUUUCGACCAUAGAGUUGAAACUGAAUGUUACCGAGCAGUUGAACGGUAUUGUCUAUACCUGUCAAGCCACCAAUGAGAAACUGGAAAGAUCUGUGCAUGAUGCUGUAACGCUUCAAGUGUUGUAUAAACCCAAAUUCGACAAAGAGAACGAAGAGGAUAUAGUUGGCAUUGAGAAUGAGCCUCUUAUCAUCUCCCUUCGUGCUGAAGGAAAUCCUCAAAGCAUCACCUACACCUGGACCAAGGAUGGUUUACCAAUCACACAAAUGUCUUCUAGCUCUGGUGUCGAAAGGAUAGUCUCAGAGGGACCCACCCUAAACAUAACGAAACUCAGCAGAAAUGAUGCAGGCACUUACAUCUGCGAAGCUAUCAAUUCACAAGGAGGUUCAGUCUUCAAUAUCAACAUCACAGUAAACUAUCCUGCAGCAAUUGUUGCGACAAGUGAGAACGUUAUAGCUAGCCCGAAAGAAGACGCAACUCUGUCUUGUUCAGCCGAAGGGAAUCCCUUGUCCGAUGAUUCUAUACAGUGGAAGAGAGAUGACUUUCCUGAUUUCAACGCUAGAACUUCUGUUAUGUACGACAAAAAUGGUACCUCCUACCUUCGGAUAAGUGGUGUGACACGAGAGGAUCUUGGAAAUUUCGAAUGUGUAGUGAAUAAUGGUGUCGGAAACAAUUCAACUUCGAAGAAUGUGAUGCUGAUAGUUAAACAUAAACCUGAAAUAGAUGAGCAUCCAACACUAUUGAAAUUCGCAAGUGACGCUGGCAACACUGCAAAACUCGUAUGUAAGGCUCAGGCUUCUCCGUUGGCAAAAUUUUCAUGGGCUAGGAACGGUUCCCCAAUAGCACCAAACAAUACAAGCAAAUACUACGCCACUUUCAAACAGAUCGACGUUCUAACCUCAGAAUCCACUCUCUACAUCACCCACAUAACCUCUGCGGACUACGGUAGCUACGAAUGCGUAGCCAGAAACGAAUUGGGCUUUGACACAUUAUCGCCCCGCCUUGAAGUCACCGCACCGCCUGACCCGCCAUCUUUGUUGCACGUCAUCAACGUCACCCACGAUUCUAUCACGUUAGGUUGGACGCCUGGUUUCAACGGAGGCAUGAAAGCAUCUUAUCGGAUAAGGUAUAGGGAAGUGGAUUCGGAUAGUUACAAAUACGAAGAUGUUCAUCCAACUGAAGCCGUCAACUAUACGGUUAAGGGAUUGGCUAUCAACACCCGGUAUAUUUUCUCCAUUAUGGCUAUGAACAAGUUGGGAAAUAGCAACUUUUUGCCGGAUCUCACAGCAGGACAGACUUCGAUGUUUGUUGGUGAUCCGUCAAUACCUACCGAUAUACCAACGGUGAUCAGGGAAAAACAGGAUUUACCAAGGACUGUUAUUAUUUCUAUUUCUAUCAUUGGUGUUAUUCUGUUGUUGAUCAAUAUCGGACUAGUUGCUGGAUGUCUGUUCAAGAAGAGAGCGAAAAAGCUUAGAGAACAAAACAACCAAUCGAACAAAUCUGCGACGAUUGAGAUGUAUGCACCUAGCAGUUAUAAUGACACCGUUACUGGAGAAACCCUGUCAUCUGUCAGCGAAAAGAGUGAGACUUAUAGCAAUGAAGGAAGUCAUAAUGACUAUACAGAGGACAGCAGAAAACAAACAGCAACCACGUACAUAAUGGACCAACCAGACUAUCCCGGUGCGUAUCCCGGUUAUGAGCUACAAAUGCAACCCACCAUGGUUAACAAAACUCACACUCUCCCACAUCCCCACCACCACCAUAACCACCAGCAUCUUAUGCAUGAUAAGAGUCGGGCCAGAGACGACCAACAUCUUGGUUAUCAUGGCACGAUGUCAGCCAAAUCCUCGUACGUGAGCGCACCAUCACCAGCGCCCCCUGCCGACGGAUCCUACUUCAAUAUGUCGGACAGGUAUCUCUCUUACCCACCUCCACUAAAUUUCCAAAAUCCCCCACCAAUACCGGCGCAUCCACACAUGACGCACUCUAUGGCUCCGAUAACUCCGCCCCUACCGUCCAAUGGCACCUUGCAUCGCCAGCGACCGCCAGUACCGCCGCCAGAUGUCCUUCACAACACCAACCAAGGCUCGCAGAUACUACAGGCGCAGAACUUGUCGCAGAAACGCGAACUUACAAGUUUCGGUAACGGUUACGGUGUUAACGAACAGGAGGGACACCUUGUAUGAGAUACGGACGAUGUUUUAUACGUGCUUUAAACUAGAUGUAGUGUCAGAAAAAUGUGUGGAUUGGUGUGAGAGGAGUGUAUGGGAUUCGAUGAUUUUAGUCGUUCAUGAAUUACUCGUGGUUUUAUGCGUAUAUGUUUUUGCUACCUGGAUGUGGACAAAAACUAUUUUAACUAGGUGUUUAUGAGGUUGGAAUAUCAGUUUUGAAAUAUUGGUGUUAUUGGGAAAACAACACAGAAUUAAAAAUUUAGGUUUUGUAACCCCUGAACUCCCAACACCCUGUAUUUCAGCAUUGAUGUUCCAUCGAAAGACUAAAAUAACCAUUAACUGAUACUCAGUUGCAAAGUUAAAAUAAAUAAAUAAUUGUGAUUAUGAAUUUUACGAAGAAAGAAGUAUUUUUAUAUUGUGCAUUUUUACUUAUGGAGUUGUUUAAGUUAUCAAUCGAUAAGUUGUUUUGUAAAUUUAAAUUGUAAAUAGAGAAAAUCUAUUAUUUAGUUUUGCUCUCAGUAUUUACUAGUCCAAACGAAUAACCAAAGUUAACUCUUAAUUUUGUUUGUUGAGAACUUAGUUUCUUUUAUGUACAUUUCUACUUGAUUAUUUAUUAGAGAAUAUUUUCAUUUUGUAAAUAUUGAAAUUUUAAUGUUUAUUUUUCAAUUCCAAACCGAUGGACGAAUAGGGUAUAACUUAUGAAUAAAAAUAAACAAUGAACUCAAACAUUAUUUUUAUUCAUCAAAAAAAUGUAAAAUAGCCAAAACAAUCAUUCAUAGAACAUUUAUUAUAAAUUCGAAUUGUAAAUAACAUGUUGACGAAUAAAGAAAUUUUGUAAAUAUUGUAAAACAUUUGAAACUUAAACCUUCCAAUUUUGCCAAUGAUGUAGAGAGUAAAGAGGAAUAAAAAAUGUUUGAAAGUGCCUUUAAGAUACAAUCUGCCGUGUAUUAUAUUCCAGUGUUUUCAAUAUCUCCGUCAGGUUUGUUUCAUUUCAUUUUUGUAUAUACUACUUGAAUAUCAUUGAAUGUACUCUGUAAGCUAUUCAGGACAUAUAUUGAACAAACAGAAUAUUUCAUUUCUUUGUCACAUUUGAUUCAGAAUUUUUUCUUUUUCAUUAUAAUUAUUUUUCUUUGAUUUGAAUUUUAUUUUCCUUUAAAAGUUUCGUUCAACAUUUAUUUUCAGUUUUAUAUUAUGAUUGAAUUUUAAUUUUUCUUUCCUUCAUAUUUUUUUCAGUUCGUUUCAUGAAUUAUAUUUUUUUUUGGACAGCGGAAACACUAAAGAUUUUCAAACAGAUUUUCUCAAGAAAUCAAUUGACUGAUCAACGAAACAUUUCUGAUGAAAUAUUCUGUAUAUUAUAUUAUCUGUAUCAUAGAGAAGAAGGCUCAUUGUAAAUCUAAACUGUUAAAUUGUCCAGUCAAUAACUUUAUGUAUGUAUGUUCAUCUCAUAAUGUAAUAUUGUUAAAAUUUACUAUUAUUAAACGCUCAUACUUGA
Molecule: messenger RNA, 5907 nt
Organism: Harmonia axyridis
Lineage: Eukaryota; Metazoa; Arthropoda; Insecta; Coleoptera; Coccinellidae
Gene: sns
Product: nephrin
Exons: 18
Coding region: 468-4430 (1320 amino acids)
Biological process (GO): cell-cell adhesion
Cellular component (GO): cell-cell junction
Molecular function (GO): cell adhesion molecule binding
Source: RefSeq, a predicted model, not a curated record